AUGUGGUCCACUGAUGAUGUGAUUCCUUUCGAAGCGAAUAAUAACAUCAAUAUUGAUAUUAACAGCAAUAACAAUACCGUCAACAAUAUCGCUCUCUGUACAGAAACUUUAAUAAGUAAUCUUAUGAAAAACGAUGUAUGUUACAAAGGCAAUACCUCACCACAAGAUCAACACAGCAAUAAUUCAAGUUUGGAAUCACUGAAUUCACCUCUAAUCGAUGACAAUCAGGUGGUAUCUACGUCAUGCUCUGAAGAUUCAUUUGAAAUGUCAAGUACUACUUCAAGAACCGCCAAUGAUCUGCCAACGCCGUCCGAUCAUUCUUCGUAUCCGUUUUUAAGCAGUGAUUCAAUGAAACGCGCAACUCCUGACAAUGGACACGACGUCGUUGAUAAUAAUGAGGAAUACGAAUCCAUCGACAAAACAGAUUUGAAAACAGAAUCAGAUGUCACAGAAAACAAUCACUCACAACCGAUAAGUUCAGCUGAAUCACACCAAACAAUCAUACCGAAUCGAUCUAAUCAGUCAGUAGAGCCAUGCGAAUUGAAAUCGUCUGAAGUUGGGCAAACGUUGAUUAUGACUCAAAACAAAAUACUGGAAGGUAAAUGCGAAUCAAUAAAUGCUAAUGAAUCGGUUGAUGUUGAUGUGAAUACAAAUGCGAAAGCUGUUUUUGAAGAUGACGUAAAUCAUAAAAAUGAAUCUCAAAUUCAAUUUGUGCCCAAAGUUAAUGAAGUAAACAAACGAACCGAAAAAUCUCAGUUGAUUGAGGCGAGCGUAGAAGACAUUUUCGUUGGAGUGUCCUCUAACGAGGGCUGCUCUUCUUCUGAAGUAGCUUCUGAACUGCCCGAAACACUGCCGAAUGAUGAUCAGACUAAUUUAUCAGCGAUUUCAUCGCCUAUCAAGACUUCCUCAGGAGAUCAUCAUUCAUACGAAUCCGAUUGCCCUCAUUCAGCUAUUGGCAAGGAACACAACAAAGAUGUUGCUCUCGCAUCGGCAAGUUCAACCGAAAUGUUAUCAACGAACGAAGUUCCUUCUUCGUCUGCCAUUCCCUCAUCCACAAAAGAGAUUGGUGAGCAGAAGUCAUCUACGAUGAACUCAUCAGAAUCGGAUUUGUUCAACAGAUUGGAUGAAUAUAAUUGGCGUGUGCCAAGUACAUCAAAAUCGAUGGGAUGCAUAAGCAAUAAAGAAGCGUUGCAGAAGAGUAUUGAUGCUGAACUGAAUAGUUUAGAUACGUGCUUACCGAAUCUUGACUUCAAAAAACUCGAACAGCAACUUCAUAGUGCUGCUAGAGAACGACUAAUUAUCGAGAGAAAAUUACUGGGUGAACAAGUUGUUCAGGAGGUGAAAUUAUUGAACAUGAUCAAUUUGAAGGUGCGAAGAAGACUCGCCCUACAAGUGGAUCAAUUAACUGCGGGACCAUCUCCACGUGUUCUGACACGACCAUCGAAAUCCAACUUGGGAUUCCGUUUAAAAACAGCAAUGAAUUUGCAGGUCUGCUAUAUGAACGACAUAGAGGAUGAUGAAGAUGCGGAUUCUGAUUCAUCAUCGGACGAUGACUUCGGUGUGCCGAAAUCGAAAUCAGCACCAAACCUACGAGGUCAUGUUCACGAUGGUUCCUCAAUGAAUGCGUCACAACUGCGAAAACAAAUCGCUUCGAAUCAACCAAAUGAAAGGCGACUCGUUCUGGAGAAUGAAACAAAACUGAUGCUUGCCAAGGCAAAGCAAACUGCGAAGAUGCAAAUGGAACUCGAAAAAUUAUAUGCACCUCGAAGUAGUAAACUUCCCAAAAAAGUAACAAGGAUACAACUUUCAAAAAUGAGCUGUCGACAAUUGAUGGAGAUUUACGAUCAGUUGAGCAAGCGAAUCGAUGUGGAGAAUGCAGAACUAAUGAGGUUAUUGGUUGAGAGAGACUCUCUGCAUAUGCAGCAGGACUCGAUGCUCGUUGAUAUUGAAGAUAUGAUUCGGUGA
Molecule: messenger RNA, 1965 nt
Organism: Anisakis simplex (herring worm)
Lineage: Eukaryota; Metazoa; Nematoda; Chromadorea; Rhabditida; Anisakidae
Source: the annotation of a GenBank genome assembly